Coregonus sp. 'balchen' is the source of this 5659-nucleotide messenger RNA. The record is from the annotation of a GenBank genome assembly. NCBI's taxonomy places the organism in Eukaryota, Metazoa, Chordata, Actinopteri, Salmoniformes, Salmonidae.
UUCUUCUUGAAGUUUUUCUUGAAGUGUAACCAGAAUUGUCUGAAGACAGCAGGAAACCCAAGGGACAUGAGGAGAUUUCAGGUAUGGAGAGUAGGAGAGAGAGAGAGAAAGAGAGAAAGAGAGAGAGGGGUUUGUGUAUGUGUGAGAGAGGGAGAACGUGUGUGCAGCAUACAUGAUGUUGAAAAUAGCCAUUUUAUGGUUAUCUAAAAUAAAAUAAAAACUAUCCCACCUUUCCUCCCACUCUACUUUCACAAAGAGGGAAUUAUUUCGUUCAGGGUCUGCCCAGGUAUAGUUGGAAUCACAUUUCUCCAUACCGUAGCCUGAAGCACUGCUUGGACGUUUUCCAAUGGAAGGAAUGGAGGGGAAAGUUAAAGGUGAAAGUAAAAAAUCUACAGUGAAACAAAGAGGGAGAGAUGGAAAGAGAAGGGAAAAGGGUGUACUGGGGGGGGGGGGGGGGGGGGACAAGGGGGGAAGGCGGCAGGAAGAAAUAGGGUGAGGUGUUUCAGGAAGUUGUCAAGAAUUGAGUGAUUGGCUCAGAUGGGGGAGGUCAUGCUCAGUGACCAAGGAAGUGGUCACAGGGGGACAACCGCUUCACUUCCUCUGGCGUUUCAAGAACCGGAGCCCAAGGGUGGCCAGGGGAUAGCGAGCUCCCUUUUCGUUUUUUGUUGGGGGGUGGGGAAGGAAAAAUAAGGAAGGAAGGGAAGGGGAAACUCCCGUUACCCUUUUGGGGGGGGAAGGGGGCCCGGGCGGGGGGAAACUUUUUGGGGGUGUCCGUUGGUUUUUUUUAGGGGAGGGGGGGGGGGGCCGGGAGGGAGGGCGGGACCCAAGGAGGGGGGCGGAGGGGGAAGGGGUCUUUUUUCCCCUUUUUCUCUUCUCUUUUUUUUUCUUUCUUCCUUUUUUCUUCUCUCCGGAUUCUUGCCCCCCCCCUUAUUUUCCCUGUCCCACCUUUUUUUUUAAAUCCUGCGCUUAGCAGCGGAAGUUAGGCGGGCGGCCGCCCCGAGGCCCCCCGGGGAAAAGGCGAUUAGCGCUGGAAAAGGAGCCCGGUUUAUGCGUUGAUCGAAAAUUACUGUUAUUUCCAUAGAUCCCCACCCCCCCAGUCAACCACUACAAGCACAUCUGAUUUCUCUCUUUUCUUUCCUUUUUUGCGUUUUGUCCCGAGUUCUUAAAAUUUUAGCCGCGAUUUUUGAAAAUUUUUUUUAUCUUUCUUAAAACCCUUUUUUUUUGUAAGCUUAUUUAAAAAUUAAAUUAGUCUUUAGCACCAAAAACAAACCCGCCCAUACACCCCUUAGUUUAAACCCUUUUAAAACCCCGGGGCCAAAACACACAGACCCAAAGGGGAAAAAACCCAAAAAAAUUUUGAGAGCCCCAUGGUGAAAGAAAUCCUUGGGAAAAAACCCCAAAAAAUUUUUGGGACAGUCAAUUGGGCCCACCCAAAUACCUAAAUUUUGGCCAGUAAAAAAAUCACCAAGCUUGGGGGGAAGGGGGGAAGGGGGGGCCCCCGGGGGGAGACCAAAAUAAAAAUUAGGAGGGGAAAGGGGGGAAAAAAAGGGAGGAAGAAGGGGGGGGGGGAUUUUGGAAAAAAAAAAGGGGAUCAAACCUUUAGAAAAAUACCCGGAUGUUGAAAAAAUUUCCGGGGUUUUCAGGCCUUCCCCCAAAAAUGAAAUAACCGGGGUUUAGUUUCCCAAUAAAAUCCCCCGGGGUCCCUCCCCCGUUUUUAGGGGGCCGCCCGAUUUUAGGAGAAGGCCAUUCGCCGGCACAAACAGGUUUUAAAAAAACUCCCAAAAAGGGGAAGGAACCCGCGGGUACUGGGGUCGUGGGGGGAAAAAAACCCCUAAGAAGGAAAAACUACCCAAAAGGGGGGUUUAAAAUCAGGGAAAAAACAUCCCGAAAAUUUGGUUUCAAUCUUGAAAACACUUUGGGACAAAAAUUUAAAAAAGGGGUUUUUAAAAUAAUUUUAGUUAUUGAUACUCGACGGUAACCCAAAAACUAGGGGGGAAAUGAAAAGCCCAAAACAUUGCCCGGAUGGAGGAAAAUUUAAAAGCGAUGUUUUGCCCCCCCUUAAAAACUCGCCCCAAAGGGGGGGGGAACCCGGGGGAACCCCCCAUUGGGGGGAAAUUCUUUAAAAUAUGGUGUUUUACCCCCGGGGAAAAGGGGGAAAGGGGGCCCGUCUGUCUCUUUAAAAAAAAACUCAUUUAAUUUUUCUGAUUAAAACAUGGGAAGGAGCAAAAGCUAUCUUUCUAUUAGAAAAAAAAUUUUUGGCCCUUCAUGUUCAAAAAGUGUUUUUUUCCCCCCUCUUGAAAAAAGGCCCCGGUCACCCCCCCCUGGGGGUUUUUUACCCCCCGUUACAGGGGCCCCCUGAAAGGUAACCCCUGUUUUUUUUUUUUUUUUUCCCCGGGGGCCCCACCCUUUACAAAAAAACUUUUUCCGGGGCAACCAAAAACUUUCCAAGGGAAAACAAUCAAAAACCCAGAAAAUUUUUUUGAAACCAUCCAAAACCCUUUGAAAAGAAAACGGGGAAAAGGCCCAAACGAAAUGGGUUAAAAGUAGGUUUGUUAAAAACAUGAAAAACCAAAAAGUCCCCCAAAAGGUUUCAAAGGGGAUUUCGCCCGGGGACCUGAAAAAGGGGGCCCGGGUGAAAUUGAAAACAAACAAAAUUUCGUUUUAAAAAAUCCCCCUUUUCAUAAAGUAAACCUUGAACAAGAGGAUUUUUUUGUUGGUGAGGAACGUGGAAAAGCGACUGGGGCCUGUGGCCCCCCCCGCCCGGUAGGGGGUGGUCCACCCGCAUGAAUAACCCUUUAAAACUUCAUUGGGGGGGGGCGGGUUGGAAAGUAGAAAAAAAAUUUGAAAAAGGGUCUUUGGGCCCUGUUGUGAAGCGUUGGAAAACGAACCCCCCUAAGGGUCCAGUUUUUCCCGUGGCAUCCAGUGGCUCGCACUCCCAGUGGGUUGUGAUCACCGCCCAUGCCGUGUCCAACCCUCCACAUCAUCUUUAAUCUAAACAGUUCUGCAAGGGGGCACCUGGACGCUUCAUCUACACAGGUAAACACACACCUCCUAUUAACCCCCCAGCCACAUCUACCCUAUCCAGCAACCAUUCACCAACAACAUAUUAAACAGCACCAUUACAUGGGAUAAGUCAUGAGUCAUGACCUAGUGCUGAUGUAUUUGUGUAUGUGUUUGUGUAUAGCGCUGAAUGAGCCCACCAUAGACUACGGUUUCCAGAGGCUUCAAAAGGUCAUUCCCAGACACCCUGGUGACCCUGACAAACUGGCCAAGGUGAGUGAGAACAUACCACACAUAGUGAGAUGAUGUACAUGCCAUAUGUCACCACACCUCACCUUUGUACAUAAAGUACACACUAUGUAACACCAGAGGCUAAUGCAUGUCUCUCUGUCUGUGUGUAGGAGAUGCUACUGAAGAGAGCAGCUGAUCUGGUAGAAGCCUUGUAUGGAAACCCACACAGUAAUCAGGUAACCAGCACUGUUUAGUCCCUCCGUUCCUCUAAUAAUUCCACUCAUCAAUAACUACUGUUCAUCUGUGAGGUCUGGGUUAGUAACAGUUUGUAUUGUCUCUCUUUAGGACAUGUUGCUGAAGCGUGCAGCGGACAUCGCAGAGGCCCUGUACAGUGUUCCCCGUCCCCACAGCCAGCUGCAGGCCCUGCCCAGCUCCCCAGCCCAUGGCAGUGUCAUGGGCCUGGGCUCAUACCCCUCCCAGCUGGGGGUCAGCAUCGGCGAGCCAGGACAAACCAGCCAGGGUGAGCAGGACUAGACCUACAAUGGGAUUCCCUGUAUUUAUAGAAGUCUGGCCCUUUGAUUUUCUUCUAGUUGGUGAUAUGAUAUCCCCAGUGGGAAAAUCACUUGUAUCUUCCUGUCUUUUCCUAUCCUCUGUCUUUCUUGUUCUAACACUUUGUAUCUCUCUCUCUCUUUGUUUCUCUCUCUCUCGCUCCAGGUUAUAUUCGUAACUCCAGCAGUUUGUCCCCACGGGGGUACCCCUCUGCCUCCACCCCUCAGCAGUCAGGCUAUGGGGGUGGUGGAGGCAUGAGUGGGGGGUACGGGGCAGUGCCCAUGACUAGUCUGGGGGUGCCAGGGUCCCCUGGUUUCAGCAGUGCCUCCCCCACUGGUUCUCCCUAUGGCAGUGAGUGUCUCUCCUCUUACUCAAUCAAUCUAUCCUGUGUUUUCUUCCUGUCCCUGUUACAAUAAAACAUAAUAGCCCAUUAUUGACAAAGGUUGACCAGUGCCUAGAAUGCUUCUGUUAUAAAGUAACAACUGUUAUCAUCUCUCUCUCUCUCUCUCUCUCUCUCUCUCUCUCUCUCUCUCUCUCUCUCUCUCUCUCUCUCUCUCUCUCUCUCUCUCUCUCUCUCUCUCUCUCUCUCUCUCUCUCUCUCUCUCUCUCUCUCUCUCUCUCUCUCUCUCUCAUCCACAGUAAUGCCAUCUAGUCCCACUAUCCCGGGUUCCAGCUCCUCCUCCCUCCUGCCGUUCUCCUCCUUCCCGUCCUCAGCCAAACAGAAGAGCGCCUUCGCUCCUGUCCUCCGGCCCCAGGGCUCCUCCUCUCCUGCCUGUCCUGCCUCAGGAGUCAACAGCUUCAGAGGUAGAACCAAACUACAAUCUUAGAAACAUCUCGUUGUUUGUUAAAAAAAUAAAACUAUUUCUGUAUAAAAACUAAUCCAUGCCCAAAUACACAUAGCUUAGGCAGGCAUGACAAUACAAUAUGUCUGGCUUUUUUUGGGGUUAUAAUAAUGAUUGCCAUUGUCAAGAAUAAGAUUUUAUCUAAAACAUAAUAGAUUAUUACUAUUCUCUUUCUCUAUAGCGAUGACUGGCCUGGUAGUUCCCCCGAUGUAGCAGCACUCCACCAACUCCCAUCCAUCACCUACAAACCAGACCAGACCACUGCUCCAACACUGCUACUCCUCUGCAGGCACUGACAGGGAUAAAUGGAACACACAUUGAUUUCUUGACCACCAACAACUAUCCUCACUGAUGCUCUGCCACUUGUUGAGUCCAUGUUUCAUCCAACUGAAUGAAAGGGAUGGGGACAGAAAGAGUCCAAAGACCAGCCAGUCACUCCAGAAGCAGAGAGAAAAAGACCUCUUCAUCUGCAGUAGCUGUAAAGACAUGAGACUUCCUUGGGCCACACCACAACACAAUGGAGAUCUAUGGGUGUCUCUGCAUUUUGAAAGGACAGCAGAAGUCAACGUCAAGAUGCCUUCACGAGCUUCAAAAGCACUCGUACCACCCAAUGCUACAGCCGUAUGCAGCAUUUGGUUCUUCCAACAAAAACACCUAACCUAAACGGAUCAACCUCUUGGCUAGCAGUGUGCUAGAAGAACAUUUCUGUUGAUGAUUCGUUGUUAGAGCACUGAACUGAAUGGACAAUGGACAACUCUGAUACUAUGUGCUGAAACUCUAUGAAGCAGGGUGCUAUUUGUCUCUGUCAGGACACUGUCAAAGGCAUGUAUGUACAUUAUCCCUGAGAAGACUCAGAGAUUUUGAAGGUGAUUUACAUUCCGGAAUGAUAGACCCUUUAUUUUUUGUUCUGAUCGCCUAGAUUUUACAAGGGCAAACUCUUUGUCCUCCAGGGUUGGUAAUACAAAAUUAAUUCAUAUAUUGAUUUAUUUAAGAAGAAAAAAACAAGCAAUUUAACUUAUUAUUAUAGUUACUUUAGG